Salmo salar (Atlantic salmon) is the source of this 3654-nucleotide messenger RNA. RefSeq lists its product as uncharacterized. NCBI's taxonomy places the organism in Eukaryota, Metazoa, Chordata, Actinopteri, Salmoniformes, Salmonidae. Gene Ontology annotation, molecular function: hyaluronic acid binding. The record is from RefSeq and is a predicted model, not a curated record. Gene Ontology annotation, cellular component: membrane.
AAAUUUCAACAGGGGCACGGUUUGUGUUGUUGUUUUGAAUUUGGAGCACUGCUUUGGCACUCAUCGUGGCUAGCUAUAACUUAAACUGUAGCUACCGAUUUUCUAGUGAACUAUUUCUUCCAAAUCUAAGCCAUGUCUUUUUCAAGAGCUCCAGUGAAGCGAUUUAAUGAAAAUAUCGGCUGCGCCCCAGCACCGGGCACCUACGAGCUGAAACCAGGAGAGGUGAAGGGACCUGCUUCUUUCCGCCGGUCAGAGCGCUUCAAACUGCUCAAGGCCAGCGAUGGUCCCAGCAUCCUACCACCAUCUCCUUCUACAGAUGUGUUCAUGUCACCUGUGGCUGUGCGUAGGACCAUGUCUGUGGAUGGUCUGGUUGACGGGUCCAUGUCAAAGAAAGACAAGAGUGGCCCAUCGAUGCAGAUGAAGCAGCAGAAACUCCUGGAGAAAGAGAUCCGCUCCCUAGUGCAGCAGCGCGGGGCGCAGGACAGGCGCCUGGUAACCCUGGAGGAGGAGCUGAGGAAGUUGGAGGCCAAGCUGUUGUCUGCGGUCAGGGAGAAGACUGGUCUGGCAGCUAACUUCACCACCCUGGAGAGACAGCUGGCUGAGCUCAAGAAGACUAACGAGUUCCUCAAGAACAAGGUUUCUGCAGACACUACUAAGAAGAGAUUCCAGUCUAUGUCUAUGGAGCUGAUGGAGGCAAGAAACAAACUGGAUGUCAAGGACAAGGAGCUGAGUUUCCUGCAGAUCAGUACAGAGGACCAGGUGAAGUUGCUGGAGACAGACCUGGAGGCUGCCAGAGCUACACUCACUGCCCUGAGGGAGAGGAACGAGGACCUGGAGGACCUCCACCACGACACCAAAGUCCACAACGAGGAGCUGGAGAAUGAGAUGGAUACACUGCAAGCUGUGAUCCAGGAGCUGAGAGAGGAAGUCAAUGUUCUUCAGGGUUACCUGGACACAGCCAACGACCACAUCCAGGACCUGCGUAUGAAGCUUCGUGAGAGGACAGAGAUGGAGAACAGCAUGUCUGAGUCUCAGCACGAGAAACUGGGUCAUCUUGAGCAGAAACUGGAGCAGUGCACCGCGGAGCUGCGGAUCUCUCAGAACAUUCUCCGUCAGAAGGAGGAGGAGUCAGAGAGAAGUCAACAGGACCUGCAGGCUUCCCGGGAUGCUUUGCAGGAGACCGAGAAGCUUCUGGAGCGGCGAGAGGCGGAGCUGACGUCCUCCCAGAAGGCAUUGGGAGAGAUGGUAACACAGAUGCAGCGGGCCAACCAGGAAGUGUCUGACUCCCAGAGUGCAGUGCAGCAACAGGAUGCGGAGGUAGUGCGUCUGAGGGAGGUGCUGAGGAGGACAGUGGAGGAGCUGGAUGAGAGAGCAGCUCACCUGGGAGAGAAGUGCAAAAUCCUGGAGGAGGAGAGAAAUAGGGGCCAGGGGAAGGUGGAGGAGCUGACUGCAGAGCUGAGCCUCCUGCAGGAGAACUGGAGGAGUGAAAAGGAGGUGCAGGAGCAGCUGGCGCAGACGCACACCUCCCUGGCUGAGGAGCUGAAGAAGGAAAAGGAGCGUGCAGCCUCCCUGGCCUCGGUGCUGGAGAGAGUUAGGGAGGAGACCGAGGACGAGAGGAAACAGUUGGAGGAUGAGUUGGAGGAGGCUCUAGUUGAGCUGUCGGUUCUGGAGUUGCAGGAAGAGAGGAGGGAGGAGGAGGAGAAGAGGAGAGAGGAGGCCUUACAGAGUUUCCAGCAGGAGAAGACUGAGAUGGAGAGGGAACUGACUGAGACCAGAGCACUGCUAGACAGGAGGAGCAGUGACGUGGAGGCGCUGGAGAAGGUGCACUGUGCUGAAACGAGGAGGCUGCAGGAGGAACACACUACCUCCCUCAGCAAGAUGGGACACAUGGCCACAGAACUGGAGCGCACCAGACAGGCCCUGAAGGGAGCAGAGGAGAGGAGUAGAGCGCUGGAGAAGGAGGUGGAGAGGGUAACUAAGCAGAUGGAGAGAGUGAAUCAACAGGAGGAGGUGAAAAAGCUGAGGGAGGAGAUGGAGGAGGAGCAGGAGAAACAUCUAGCUAACCAGCAGGGUCAGGAGAAAGCCAGAAAGGACUAUUCAAGAAUUCUGUUGGAGGUAGAGACACUUCUAGCUCAGAGAGAUGAUGAAAUGAAGAGGGCUGAGGAGGAGGUGCAGAGACAGCUGCAGGAGGAGAGGAUGGAGAAAGAGGAGGUGCAAAGGCUACUCCAGCAAGCUAGAGAGGAGAAAGAGGAGCUUCAAAGGCUAUUUAAGAAAACUAAAGAGGAGGUGCAGAGGCUACUGGAGCAGGAGAAAGGAGAGGGGGAAAUGCAGAGGAGAGAGUUGAAGCAAGGGUUGUCAGAGGAGGUGGGGGGACGAGAGAGACUGGUAGAGGAGGGGAAGCUAGCUCUUCAGUGCUUGGUAGGGGAGGUGGAGAAACCGAGCCUUCAAAACCAGCCGGAGAAGAUGGAGGACCAGGUAAAGAAAUAUCUGCCAUCUCUAGAGAACCACAUGAAGGAGGUAGAGAAAGAGAGGGAUGAUUUGAAAACAGUAGUGGUGUUUGAAAUAGACAAACAGGGCCUUCAGGACCAGGUAGAACUAAUACACAACCAACUGGAGAAGGCCGAGGAACAGAACCAGGUAGAACUGAUGGAAGAGAAGGUUUCUCUCCAGAGCCAGGUGGAUGUGGUGGUCCAGGAGGUUUCUCUCCAGAGCCAGGUGGAUGUGGUGGUCCAGGAGGUUUCUCUCCAGAGCCAGGUGGAUGUGGUGGUCCAGGAGGUUUCUCUCCAGAGCCAGGUGGAUGUGGUGGUCCAGGAGGUUUCUCUCCAGAGCCAGGUGGAUGUGGUGGUCCAGGAGGUUUCUCUCCAGAGCCAGGUGGAUGUGGUGGUCCAGGAGAAGGUGACUCUCUAUUGGGAGAUGGAGGAACAGAGAAGAGACUUCCAGAGAAUGCUGCUGGAGACUCAAGACAAGAGUGAUGCAGAGACGGAACACUGGAGGAGACAGUACGAGGAGCUCUAUGCCAAGGUCAAGCCCUUCCAGGAGCAGCUGAAUGAGUUUUCUGCGGAGCGAGACUCACUACUGAAUGAGAACGGGGCGAACCAGGAGGAGCUAACACGGCUAGCGGACGCCUACGCUCGUCUGCUUGGCCACCAGAACCAGAAACAGAAGAUCAGAUACGUGGUGAAGCUCAAAGAUGAGAACAUUUCCCUCAAACAGGAGCUGUCUAAGCUGCGUGCCCAGGUGUCCCGUCAGAAGAAGGGAGGCCAGCCCCAACGCAGGGUUGACCCCAGCAAAGCCUUCAGCAACCAGGACAGCAAGGAGAACCAGCAGCCUGCUGCCACACCUCUCAGACACACCAGCAUUUCCUUUAGCGGGAAACCGCUGUUGAAAGUUACACAGACCGACAAUGGCCAGAUGCUAGUAGAAGGCACCAACUGCCCUGAGUGAACAGGACAAAUCAUUUUGAGUCAUGAGGAUGUUGGUGUUUGCAACCCUGUAUAUGUUUUAGGGGAAACAAAUGCCUUUAUUUUCCCAUCCUAUCGAGCCAUCAGAACCAACGUGUGAAUGAUAUCCGUUUCAGCAUGAAGCAUGCCCCUGUCGUCUUUCUUUUGCUACAUAAGCAUUCAUAUUAAGCACUAAAUAAAUGUUUUGUUUGUU